Messenger RNA from Anopheles stephensi (Asian malaria mosquito), 1838 nucleotides. Its product is annotated as hydroxysteroid dehydrogenase-like protein 2. The transcript has 4 exons. Gene Ontology annotation, cellular component: mitochondrion. Bases 361 to 1614 code for a protein of 417 amino acids. NCBI's taxonomy places the organism in Eukaryota, Metazoa, Arthropoda, Insecta, Diptera, Culicidae. The record is from RefSeq and is a predicted model, not a curated record.
UCAAAGUGUCCCGUCUUUUCUCUUCGCUUUCGCACACUUUUCGCUUGCAAAACGGACUUUGGCCCCAACUUCUCCCCACCCGACGAAUGCAUUGCAAUCACUGAACCUGUCCGUCCGUCCGUCCGUGUGUGCGUGUGUUUGAGUGUGAGUCCGACAGUCAAGUAACAAACGCUACGCAUAAAAAACUCAUCUGUUCCGUAAACCGCACGCAACAUAACACACUAGUCGCGUCGGCGAACCUUGCUCGUACGCAGAGGAAUUGGCUCCGUGAACGUCGUUACUGUUAUUUAGCGAGCACCACAGCACACCAGCUCAUCUGCCACUUUCGCUGCCUACGCUCAGUGUCCCACAAAGUAAAACAUGAUCAAUACCGGCAAACUAGCUGGACGAACGCUCUUCAUCACGGGAGCUUCGAGAGGCAUCGGUAAAGCGAUCGCUCUGAGAGCCGCCCAAGAUGGAGCGAAUGUGGUGAUUGCGGCCAAGACGGCCGAUCCACACCCGAAACUCCCCGGCACGAUCUACACAGCGGCCAAGGAGAUUGAAGCCGUUGGAGGCAAGGCACUUCCUUGCGUGGUGGAUGUCCGCGACGAAGGUGCCGUGCGGAGCGCCGUCCAGAAUGCCGUGGCCAAGUUCGGUGGCAUCGAUAUCGUAGUCAAUAAUGCCAGUGCAAUCUCACUAACACCCACGGAGCAAACCGACAUGAAGCGGUACGAUCUGAUGCACCAGAUAAACACGCGCGGCACGUUCCUGGUAUCAAAAGAAUGCAUUCCGUACCUGCGCAAGAGCAAUCAUGCACAUAUCUUGAACAUUUCGCCUCCCCUAAACAUGGCCCCGCACUGGUUCAGCAAUCACGUCGCGUACACGAUGGCCAAGUACGGCAUGUCGAUGUGUGUGCUCGGCAUGGCGAAGGAGUUGGAGAGUGCCAACAUUGCCGUCAACGCACUCUGGCCCCGGACCGCUAUCCACACCGCAGCUAUGGAGAUGCUGACGGGCAAGGAAAGCGAUCAGUUCUCGCGCAACCCGGAGAUCAUGGCCGACGCAGCAUACGCCAUCCUCUCGAAAGAGCCCCGCUCGGUGACGGGCAAAUUCCUGAUCGACGACGAGGUCCUGAAAGCGGAAGGCAUCACCGACAUGAAGCAGUACGCGUGUGUGCCCGAGAACGCCGACAAACUGAUGCCGGACUUUUUCCUCGACGUGGAGCCGGAAAAGCUGGUGGAGUUCGCAGCGGAAGGUAGCCAUGCGGCAUCGUUGAAGAAGCCGGCAGCAGCUGCGGCCGGCGGUAAAAUUGAAGGAUUGUUCCUGAAGAUCGAAAGCCUGCUCAGUGAGGAGAUCGUGCGCAAGACGGGCGCGGUGUACGAGUUCAAGGUGAAGGGCGAGGAAGCCGGGACGUGGUUUGCCGAUUUGAAGAAUGGCACCGGCAAGGUCGGCAAGGGCAACCCACCGGCCACUGCUGAUGCGGUGCUGACGAUGGAUUCCAAGCAUUUCUUCGACAUGUUCACGGGCAAACUGAAGCCGGCGAAUGCAUUUAUGACGGGUAAGCUGAAGAUCUCGGGCGAUCUGCAGAAAGCGAUGAAGUUGGAAAAGUUGAUGGGAGGACUAAAGUCCAAGCUGUAAGCGAGAGAGGGAGGCGGGAUCGUCUGUGCACAGUUAUUAUUUUCUUCAUUGGCAUGUAAGGGAAAAGUUAAAUAAAUAUUUUAAAUUUUCAUAACAUCACUCUACCUCAAAAGUGCUUGAAUGAGUACCGUUCUUUAGGGGCAAGCGACGGCGGUGCGGUUUCCAUCACUGCCAAACAAAGUUCUGGAAUAAAAAAUUAAAUAAAACAUUUUAAAUUUACUGCA